Anneissia japonica is the source of this 2806-nucleotide messenger RNA. Its product is annotated as MAM and LDL-receptor class A domain-containing protein 1-like. The record is from RefSeq and is a predicted model, not a curated record. Gene Ontology annotation, cellular component: membrane. The coding region runs from base 127 to 2415 and encodes 762 amino acids. NCBI's taxonomy places the organism in Eukaryota, Metazoa, Echinodermata, Crinoidea, Comatulida, Comatulidae. The transcript is spliced from 11 exons.
UAACAGGAAAUAGUAUUAAAAUAUUAAUUUGGGUACGACAUGUUGGCCUAUAUUUCACAAAUCACAGUAAGUCAUUCCGUUGAAACUUUGCUGAUUGAUGUGUUGUAAGCCUGUUGCUGCGACAAGAUGGUCUUUGCUGCUUAUUGGACAUUUCUGUUCGUUUCUGUGAUUCUCCGCUGUCAAUUGAACCAAGCACAAACGACAUCGAUUUGGUGGUAUUCACAGUCUGAUUUUAGUUGCGACUUCGAAAGAACUUGCUACUAUAAUGACAUAUCGCAAGAUCGCAAUGAUGAUUUUGAUUGGUCAAGGAGCUACUACAGUCCACCUGUAUGGAGAGGUAGAGGUUAUAACAUGUACAUUUCUGAACAAAACAAACGUCCUGGACAGGUCGCCCGCUUUAAAACUCCAGUAAUCUCACCGCCACGGGGGUCAUCUUACUGCAUACAAUUUUCUUACAUUUUAAUGGGACCAUAUGUCGGUCAGCUUGAGGUGAUUACAGAGAACGAGUCACAUGGUGUCAGUGACCCCAUUUGGAUUUCAUCAGGAUUACAAGGACCUUACUGGAACACAGAAUAUAUUGACUAUCAACCAACAAAUUCAUUUAGGGUCAUAUUCAAGGCCACUGUUGGAUCGAUUCCGUUUAAUUCCUACAUUGGUAUAGACAAUUUGGAAGUCUACGGUGGAGAGUGUCAAUCGACACCGCUUCCAUCUCAGUCGCCAAUCUUAUCAGAAUUAGAUUGUGAUUUUGAGUCAAAUUCUGAUCUUUGUGGGUUUACAUCGAUGGAACAAUCUAGAUGGAGACAUGCGGGAGCUGGAUCAUAUUCUUACAGUUAUCUACCGAAUGAGGAUCACACUUUGAAUUUAGGAAGUGGUCACUACAUAUUUUCCUCUUAUGACGAAGCUGUGUUGUAUUCACCAUUAUUGACGUCAUCAGGUUCUGAAACUUGUUUUUCCUUCUGGUAUUACCUUCAACCUAGAAGUAACGGAGAAUUAUUGAUAUACCUACAAUCUUUCAACGGACACAUUGGAGACCCUCUAGCAGUGACCUCCUCACCUGGACAUGGCGCCGGACAAUGGCAGUUACAAAAUGUUCCCCUUCGUGCAACCGUACCAGCUACAUUUUACAUUGUAUUAAUUUUUAGCAGAAAAUAUUAUACUGGAAUUGGAAUUGAUGAUUUUCUCUACAAACAUACUCCUUGUAGCUGGUGGCCAUUACAAGCGACUAUUGGUAAUUGUAACUUUGAACAGUCUUUGGAUGAGUGUGGUUACAUUCAAGGAGGAACCAAUGAAGAUGAUUUUGAUUGGAACUUAGCAGAAGGGCCAAUUACAAUGGCUGAUGGAACACGGCCAAAUGCUGAUCAUUCUUUUGGGAAUUCAUCUGGUCAUUACAUGUAUAUUCAGUCAUCUUUUCCGGUUGCCGGGAAUACAGCAAAACUUUUCACUCCAAAGCUUACAUCAACGAAAAACCCAAGAUGUCUGACAUUUUGGUAUUAUAUUGAUCAAGAUGUCGGUAAAUUGGAGGUGUAUCUGGAAAUUUUAGAUGCCGUUGAUAAGAUCUGGUACAGUAAAACACCUACGGAAAACCAAUGGAAAUUAGCCAAAGUGGACAUUGUACCAAUAAGCUCCGACUUCACAAUACUGUUUCAAGCGACAGUUGGAGAAAGUUAUUACAGAGGUGCUAUCGCCAUUGAUGACAUUAUGCUUGAUGACUGUGAAUCUGUUGUCAAUCAUAUUGCAACAUUUUCAUGCGAUUUCGAGAAUGACAUUGCUGGGUGUGGUCUGUUCCAGAGAUAUGACGACGACUUAGAUUGGCUUUAUUUCAAUAACUAUGGUGUCCAUGGACUAUCGGAUUCUUCUACCUACAUGUAUGUUGAAGGUGGUGAAGAAGACAAAGCAUGUAUUCAAACACCACCCAUUAACUACAAUGGAAGUAUCAGUGUCGGCUUUAGCGUUCAUAUGAACUUCGACCCACAGCUAAACUUGCGGGUUUUUAUUCAAGAAGAAUGGAAUUACAAUAAAAAGAAACUGAUUUGGGAAAAAAAUGGAAUUACACAAGGAUGGGAACAGGUUAACGUAAUGAAAGUGAACCAGUCAAUGACAAUGUUUGCGAUCUUAUUUGAAGCAGUACUUGGACCAUCAAGUUUAGGAGUAAUUGCUGUUGAUGACAUCAACAUAUAUCCGGAUAACACAUCAUUGAAAGAUGACAGAAAAUCGAAUUCCAUCAUUAUUACCGCAACAGUGGUGCCUUUGGUUGUCAUUUUUGCAAUUGCUAUACUUUUAGUCAUAUUCAGAAAGCCAUGGAUGAACAAGCCAAAAGAUGGUCCAAGAACAACCUCUACAAAAAAUGUCGACUCUGACGCUUACACAAAUUAUGAGGAAGAUGUAUAUGAGAAUGCUUAUACCUCACCUUUGUAGACAUGAAGAUGUAAAAGCUUAAGCAGCAAAUUGUACCAUUUAUUAAGUAUUUAACUAUAUAGGUCUAAAUAUUAUCUUCAAAACAUGUGAAAAUAGACAUUGAAUAGACAAUAGCUAAUAAAUGGUAGGUCCGCAAUUGUUGUUUGAUUUGAAUUAAGAGCUACUGUGUUGUACUUCUUUUUUAUUAACAUGAAUGUACAAUUGGUGAAGGAAGCAAAAUGUAAAAUAAUCUUAGAAGAUAGAUAUUUUCAACACAAAUUGCUACGUUUGGUGAGUAUGGCGUAGCAGUACAAGUACAGUAUGUGCAAAAGGCAGUGUAUAAAUUCAUACAUAUUACUGACCAGUAGCAGUGUUGUAGUAAAAAACGUAAUUUUAUGUACUUCAUAUUAUA